Solenopsis invicta (red fire ant) is the source of this 573-nucleotide messenger RNA. RefSeq lists its product as uncharacterized. The coding region runs from base 1 to 573 and encodes 190 amino acids. The transcript has a single exon. Lineage: Eukaryota; Metazoa; Arthropoda; Insecta; Hymenoptera; Formicidae. The record is from RefSeq and is a predicted model, not a curated record.
AUGAAACUCGCGGAUGAUGCUCAACAGCAUCUUGCAGCGUUAAAGUCUUUAGGGGUCACAGUCGGUUCUGAAAUGGUAGUAUAUCUUUUAGAGAGUAAAUUGCCGAGACACACGAUGGACAAGUGGGAAGCGUUAAUUGAGAAAGAUGAAUUUCCCACACUCGAGCAAAUGUGUGAUUUUUUAUAUAGGACAGCGGUUUGCGCGUCGAGACGCGAGAAACCGAGAUUAUGCGAAUCCGAACGAAACAAGGAUGCACCCCCGGCGAAAAAGGCACGAGUAUCUCCCUCAACUCGGGCGUUCGUAGUAAACGCGUCGCGUAACUGCAUCGUGUGCAAGGAUAAGAAACAUCCACUUUAUCUUUGUCAUAAAUUUAAGCAAAUGUCUGUGCCGGAUCGCAUCGAGACGGUAAAAAAUGCAAAAAUUUGUUUUAACUGUCUACGAUUUCAUAAAGGAAUACCGUGUAAAUUCUCUAAUUGUACAGUUUGCAAACGACGUCACAACACACUUUUACAUCUUGAAAAACUGACAGAUAAAUCGGAUGGUACUAACACUGAAGUUUCUCAAUCAAAGUGA